Papilio polytes (common Mormon) is the source of this 1427-nucleotide messenger RNA. Its product is annotated as putative nuclease HARBI1. The record is from RefSeq and is a predicted model, not a curated record. Bases 172 to 522 code for a protein of 116 amino acids. NCBI's taxonomy places the organism in Eukaryota, Metazoa, Arthropoda, Insecta, Lepidoptera, Papilionidae. The transcript has 2 exons.
GAAGAUAACGAAGAUAAUUUUGAGUAUAGAAGAAAGAGAGAAGUUGUCCGUCGUCGUGUUGAUAAAUUUCAAAAUUGGGAUGACAAAGAAUUCUUGGACAGGUUUCGUGUAUCUAAACUUGUGGUAAAAGCGCUGGUUUCUUCAAUAAGACCAUUACUUCAAACAAAGACAAUGAAGAACAAAGCUAUAACACCAGAACAGCAAGUACUGAUGACUCUCGAGUACUAUGCAUGUGGAUCUUUCCAACGUUGUAUUGGUGCAGCGUCACCAGGUGUGCAUAAAUCCAGUGUGUGUCGAUCAAUACAUCGUGUAAGCAGAGCAAUUGCUGGACUUCGUUCUGAGUGGAUAUCUAUGCCUCAAAAUAGGCAAGCUAUGGAAUAUGGGGCCAGAAAAUUUUAUGAAAUCUGUGCGUUUCCAAAAACAAUAGGUGACUGUACCCAUAUAGCAAUAGAAUCUCCAGGUGGAAAUGAUGCUGAAGUCUACAGAAAUAGAAAACAGUUUUUUCCCUUAAUGUUCAAGUAAUAUGUAAUUCAGCUAUGUAUUUAUUAUAACAUAGUGGCACGUUGGCCAGGCAGCUGUCAUGACUUUCUGAUGAUGAUUUCUGGUUGCUGGGCGACAAAGGCUAUGGUGUAAAACCAUAUCUUCUCACAUCUUUACGCAAUCCUACCACCGAGGCUGAACGCCUUUACAACGAAAGUCAUAUUCGUACGCGAAAUGUUAUUGAACGUUCUUUUGGCUGUUGGAAAAAAAGGUUCCCUUCUUUAUCUUGGGAACUCAGGACUAACCCAGUAAAAGCUCAAGCAAUCAUUGUUGCAAUGGCUGUGCUACAUAACAUCUGCAGAAAAGUCAGUGGCCCUAUGCCAUUUUCACAGCAUGAAGAAGAGGCUGUCACAGAUGAAGACGAAAAAUAGACGAAAUAGUCCAUCAGUCUCGGGUAAUGAUGAAUGUAACAGAAAUAUAUUAAUUAAUAACUAUUUUCGUAGACUAGUUCAGACAUAAAUAAAAACCUAUUUUAAUAAAGACUAAUUAUUUAUUUUUGAUUUUAAGAUAUCUAUUUCUAAAUUUAAUUUAAUCAGUUCUAAGUGAUGUUUUUCUUCGUUAUGCCUUAGUUUUUAUUCGUGGAGUUCUACUAAAAACUAAAAAACUAAAAGUUUUGCUCGUGCUUGCCAUCUUAUUUUAUAAUAACCGUCGAUUGUAACCAACCGUCGAAUUGAUUUCCAAAUUAUGUAAUGACAACGGACUUUAAGACACUUUCCUGACAUUUAAAUUUAAAUGAUGUCAGUGUAAAAAAUAUUACUUAUGUAAAUAUUUGGGAGAUAAUGUGUUUUAUCACUUGUAACCCUAUUUACUAUAACUUUUACAAUAGAUGUCACGGUGCAACGUUAGAAAGUUAAUGUUAAGGUUACUGUAAAUGUUACCGUUAAAAU